UUUUGGCGCCAUUGGGUGUUAUGUCUUCACCAUCUCCUCCUUCUCCUCCCAUUCCAGUAAUUGUGGAAGACAUUGAUAAUCAUCCUGUCCUGCCUAUUCAUUCUAUUCCCUGUCAAAUAUUAACAGAAGAUGGAACUAGAGAGGCAAGGGUUAAAAAUUGCUUUGAGACAACAAUCACCAAUGAGAAACAAGAAGGUGUAGCGUGUAUGUCAGCUUCAUUUCGUGGUCGCCCACUUCAAGGAAUAACUCACGAUUUACCUCAAGACUACACUGGUGUUGUAUUAUCUAGUGGUAGUAGCGAAACUGAUUGUAAGGAAAUGAGAGUAAAGUCAGUCUUCUCAUCACUCAAUGAGUGGUCUUUGGACUCGGUCCCUUCAGCUGAUGAAGGAAUAUCCUCUGCUUUGAAAUGGAUUGACAUUGCUAAUGCUAUACAUUCAGAUGUAGCAAGCUCAUUUACUGAUGAUGGCCCUAGUCAAUGAGCAAACCCUAUUCAUUUAUCUACUGAACUCUUACUCUGCUUGAUAGCACCAAGGACUCAGUGUUUGUAUACAUAUCUAACUUCAUACAUGCUUGAAAUUGUUGACAAAAAACAAUGGAUUUUUUAAUAACCCACA
Messenger RNA from Amphimedon queenslandica, 614 nucleotides. RefSeq names its product ribonuclease H2 subunit C-like. NCBI's taxonomy places the organism in Eukaryota, Metazoa, Porifera, Demospongiae, Haplosclerida, Niphatidae. The transcript is spliced from 4 exons. The record is from RefSeq and is a predicted model, not a curated record. Gene Ontology annotation, biological process: RNA catabolic process. Bases 21 to 479 code for a protein of 152 amino acids. Gene Ontology annotation, cellular component: ribonuclease H2 complex.